AUGAACGAUCAAUCGAAGAUGAUGAUGAAUUUGAACCAGAUGAACCAGUCUCAGAUGAUGAAGAUGAAUCCGCCUCAGAUAAUUAACCAGUCGCAGUCUCAGUCUCAGAUGAUGAAGAUGAAUCCGCCUCAGAUUGUUAAUCAGUCUCAGUCUCAGUUUCAAGGAAUGAAUCAGCAAAUGAUGAACCAGAAUCUGCCUCCGAUGAUGAACCGUGGAGGAUACAAGGUUUGGUCUCAGCAGCUUCCUUUGGAUCCUAACAUGAAAUUUCAGAACCCUAAUUUGAAACCUAAUUUCGCUAAGCCGGGGCGAAGUAAUAAUAAUAAUAACAACUGGAAGGGAAAGAAGGUUAGCGGGGACAAGAGGAAAGAUAUUAGGAGAAUGGAAAAACCCAAUCAGAGUAAUUCUAGCAGUGUUGGUUACCAACCACCUACUCUUCAAGAGUUGCAAUCUCAGAAUCGUUUGAAAGCUCGUAAGUUCUAUCCUAAGAAGAAGUUUAAUGCUAGAUUUGCUCCUUUUGCGCCCAGGAAUACAACUUCGUUUAUUAUUCGUGCUAAGAAAUCAGGUGGUAUUGCAUCACUUGUGUCGCCUUGUCCUGUGACCCCGGCCGUGCUUCCUACUCCGAUAUUGUCUCCGUCGAGGGAGAUGUUGGGAGAUAUGGCGAAGGAAGAGUGGGGUGUUGAUGGAUAUGGGUCGAUGAAGGGUUUGAUUAGGCUUCGUGAUGUUCAUGAUGACGAAGAUGAAGAUGGUGGUGAUGGGUCAAGUGAGAGUGAUGUGGAGGAACAUGUGGAGGAACAUGUGGAGGUUGAGAGGAGGUUGGACCAUGAUUUGAGCCGGUUUGAGAUGAUAUACCCGAAUUACGGAGGUGGGGAUUAUAAUAAUGUCUUAGAGAAUAGGGUUGAUGAUCAGGAUUCUCAUAUUGCACAGUUGGAGGAAGAGAAUUUGACACUGAGGGAGCGUCUUUUCCUAAUGGAGAGGGAGUUGGGUGAUCUGCGAAGAAGGAUGCUGUUUCUGGAGAGGCAGAGCCAGAACCAGAUAGUGGAAGAUGUCAAUGAGGAAGUAGUGGAGAAUGUGUCUGAUAACGAAAGUGAUGGAGGAUCUGAUGUACCUGUUAUGGGAAUUGAGAACAAUGUUGAGAUGGUUGAUUCAAUGCUUGAAAGUGAGAGAAGUGAAAACGUUGAGGUCAAUGUUGCUGUUAAGUUAGACAAUGAGGGAGUAUCAGAAGCUGAAGGCGUAGAGGAUGUUUUUAUGGGAGAGUCUGUUCCUAGCGAGGUGGUUUCAAAUCAAGAUGAGAUCAAAGGUAUUGAAAUGGGAGGUGGCUUUGUGUUCGAUGUAGUGAAGGAAGAGAAGGAUGAGCAUAAGAAUGAAUUAGCCACACAACAUUGUGUAUCAGAUGAAUCUUUUGCCAAAGAAAAAGAUGGCGAGGAUCAUAAAGAGUGCGGCGAGAAUGAAAUGAUCGAUAGAAGUGAUGAAUCAAAUACCCAAGAAGCAACAGAUAAAGUGCAAAUUGCUUAA
Lathyrus sativus (Indian pea) is the source of this 1512-nucleotide messenger RNA. The record is from the annotation of a GenBank genome assembly. Lineage: Eukaryota; Viridiplantae; Streptophyta; Magnoliopsida; Fabales; Fabaceae.